CGGUCACACUGAGUCACAAACGACGAUCGAAAUGGUGUAGAAAUAUAUUUCGUCAAAAUUUUAAUUAUAGAUAUAAUCGUAGAAUUCGGAAGUGACGCGCGAGGAUGAGCUAUGCGGUGCCAUCAAUGUUUCCCCUGCAUCCCAAAAUGGACGAGCAAGUGGCUCGGGCAUUUACCGCCAACGAGGAUGAGGAAGAGCAGCACAUUCAGAAGGUCCAGAAUGCCUUUCUCUACUAUGGACCAUAUGCAUGCCAGCGGCUGAGAAGGACACUGGAUUACUUGAACAGCCUGCCAGCCGAUGAUCAGCGUCUGCUCUCAAAAUACCGUGCCCAUCUGGACUGCGUGCGCACGUGCAUUGAUCGCAAUCAGGCCGUCAUACGACAGAUUCUGCGCGAACGCCUCCUCUACCCGGCGGAUGGCUCAAGCAGUCCCACAUCGGAGGCGAACAGCGAGUUUGAUGAGCCGCCAGAACACGUGCGACAUGGCGACAUGGACCAGUAUGAUUUUGUUCUUGAUGAUGCUGAUGUUGAACCUCUGAAAAUUUUAAAGGCUCAAUCGACCCUGAAGUUGAUUGCGCGCGACUGGAGCACGGACGGAGCACUGGAGCGUGAGCAAUCCUACAAGCCGAUCAUCGACAGCAUUAAGGAGUACUAUAGGCCCAGCGACUACGAGCUGAAUGAGAUUAAGAUUCUGGUGCCGGGUGCUGGCCUGGGGCGGCUUACCUACGAGCUGGCCUGCCUGGGGUACUCAUGCGAAGGCAAUGAGUUCUCCUACUUCAUGCUGAUUGCCUCCAACUUUGUCCUAAAUCUCUGUGACUAUGAGAACAAGUAUGUGCUGUACCCGUGGGUGCAUCAGUAUGUGAAUAAUCUGAGGCGUGAGGAUCAGGUGGCUGCUGUGCGUUUCCCCGACGUUUGCCCGCUCAAGAAUCCACCCAAGGGCAAUAUCGAGAUGGCGGCGGGUGACUUUCUCGAGGUCUACAAGACACCGCACAGCUACAAUUGUGUGGCCACGUGCUUCUUCAUUGAUUGUGCGAACAAUGUCAUCGAUUUCAUACGAACCAUCUACAAAAUUCUUGUUCCCGGCGGCAUUUGGGUGAAUCUCGGGCCCUUGCUCUACCACUACAGCGAUGUUAAUGGUCAGAAUAGCAUCGAGCCCUCGUACGAGGAUCUGUGCAUUAUAAUUGAGAGCGUGGGCUUUGUGAUCGAGUGCUCGCGAUCGGGCAUACGCACCAAGUACGCCCAGAAUCCGUCCUCGAUGAAGCAGAGCGAGUAUCAGAGCUUGUUCUGGGUCUGCCGCAAGCCGGGCCAAUACGAGGAGCAGUGCGGCAAAAAGAACACCAAAUCGAAGGUAUCCAAAGAGCCUCAUGAUCUGGUAAUGCGCGAGGACAACGACAUGGAGGUGCUGGUGAAUGCAAAUGCAGACACAAAUGAGACUGACACGGAAGCUUUCGAGGAGACAGCACAAACGUGAUACGGCGGCCAACUAACAAUUGGCAAUCGAAAAGAAUCAAUCAUCCCCCCUCGAGCACCCCACCAAUCAGAUGCCAUAUAGCCAAAAAAAAGUCACAGAUGACCAGACACGAGACACGAGGUUCAAAUAAAAGUUUAAUGUAUUUCUAUAUA
Drosophila guanche is the source of this 1621-nucleotide messenger RNA. Its product is annotated as carnosine N-methyltransferase. Gene Ontology annotation, molecular function: S-adenosylmethionine-dependent methyltransferase activity. Bases 105 to 1469 code for a protein of 454 amino acids. The record is from RefSeq and is a predicted model, not a curated record. Lineage: Eukaryota; Metazoa; Arthropoda; Insecta; Diptera; Drosophilidae. The transcript is spliced from 6 exons.